AUGGCCACAACCACCACUGCGGAUAUGGAGAAGAAGCUGCACGCGGAGCCGGCCGUGUCGCCGGUCGACGAGGCCGAGCCCGAGAAGACUUCCAAGCCGCGCGGUAUCCUUGCGACGAUCCGAUACUAUGAGGAAUACUUGGAUCGCAAGAUGGGCAUCGAGUCGCAUAGUUUGGAUCGUGUGCACCCCGAAAACCGCGACUCGCCUAGCUCCGUGGUUAUGGGACUGAUGUGGGCGUCUGCGACGAUGAACAUUAGUUGUUUCAGUACUGGAUUCUUGGGAAAUGAGUUUGGGUUAUCGCUGGGUCAGACGAUUCCUAUUGUGAUCUUUUCGACCCUGUUGGGUGCUGCUGUUACGGGUUGGUGCGCUACCAUGGGCCCUGGUACUGGUCUGCGCCAGGUCGCCAUCUCCAGAUACUCCCUGGGUUUCUAUCCAUCCUCCAUCAUCGCGCUGUUGAACGUGAUCGAACAGCUAGGCUGGGCCUCGGUCAACUGCAUCACCGGCGGUCUCGCGCUCAGCGCCGUGUCGGACGGCCGUGUCUCCAUCGCAGUCGGUGUCGUGAUCAUCGCCUGCGUCAGUCUACUCUUCAGCUUCAUUGGAUUGCGCGGCGUUUUGCUGUACGAGAAGUACGCUUGGAUCAUGUUCUUCAUUAUCUUCAUGAUCAUCUAUGGCGAGGCAGCUCACCGCGCGAACCUCUCCGCGCCACCUACCGUCACUGGUAUGACGGCGUCUGGCAAUGUGCUGAGUCUCAUCAGUGUGAUGUACGGAUCUAGUGCGUCGUGGAGCUCGAUCGUCUCUGACUUCUAUGUGCAUUACCCUGUGAAUACCUCGAAGACCAAGAUCUUCUUGUAUACUACUUUCGGUAUCACGAUCCCCACGUGCAUUGGCAUGUUGCUGGGCGCGUGUAUCAGCUCGGCGCUCGGUACUAACCCCGAGUGGGCUGCUGCGUAUGAGAAUGGCAUUGGCGAGAUUCUCAAGGAGAUUAUCUAUCCUAGCGGGUUUGCCAAGUUCCUACUGGUCCUGUUGGUCCUGUCUGGCAUCGGUGUCAACUGCAUUGCGAUCUACUCUGGCGCACUCUCUGCCCAACUCUUCGCCGCACCUUUCGCCAAGGUUCCCCGUGUGAUCUGGUCCAUCCUCGUAUUCGGCGGUAUUCUUGCCCUCGGUAUCGCCGGCCGCGACCACCUGCUCGACGUGCUGGAGAACUUCCUCUCUCUGCUGGGUUACUGGAACACCUCGUUCUUUGCAAUCCUCUUCAUCGAACACUACUACUUCCGUGAAGGUAGUCUGGCAAACUACGACCUCGACGCCUGGAACACCCCCUCCAAGAUGCCUGUUGGGUACGCUGGACUCACUGCAUUCCUUUGCGGUGCAGCUGGGUGGAUCGUCGGCAUGGUUGAGACAUACUAUGUUGGCGCGCUCGCGGCGAAGAUUGGUGCCGACGGAGGUGACAUUGCCAACGAGCUGGCACUUGUUUUCACCACCGUCUCAUAUCUGCCCCUGCGCAAGCUGGAACUCAAGUACGUGGGGCGGUAA
Messenger RNA from Penicillium cataractarum, 1533 nucleotides. RefSeq names its product putative nucleoside transporter. Bases 1 to 1533 code for a protein of 510 amino acids. Lineage: Eukaryota; Fungi; Ascomycota; Eurotiomycetes; Eurotiales; Aspergillaceae. Gene Ontology annotation, biological process: transmembrane transport. The record is from RefSeq and is a predicted model, not a curated record. Gene Ontology annotation, cellular component: fungal-type vacuole membrane; plasma membrane. The transcript is spliced from 3 exons. Gene Ontology annotation, molecular function: transmembrane transporter activity.